GUCCCUGAUUUCCGUGCCCCCUGUCCCCGCAGGGCAACGCCAUCAGGACAGCCAAGUACAACCCGCUCACCUUCCUGCCCCUGAACCUCUACGAGCAGUUCCACCGCAUGGCCAACGUCUACUUCGUCUUCGUCAUCCUCCUCCAGACUUUCCCCGAGAUCUCCACGCUGCCCUGGUACACUCUGCUGUUCCCCCUGAGCUGCCUCCUCGUCAUCCGGGGGCUGCGAGACCUCGUCGAUGACAUUGGCCGUCACCGCAGUGACAGGAGCAUCAACAGCCGGCCCUGUGAGAUCCUGGCUGGGAGGAGGUUCUGCUGGCAGGAGUGGCGCGACAUCUGCGUCGGGGACAUCGUGCGUCUGCGCAAGGACAGCGUGGUCCCGGCUGACCUGCUCCUGCUGUGCAGCUCCGAGCCCAGCAGCCUGUGCUACGUGGAGACCGCUGACAUUGAUGGGGAAACCAACCUGAAGUUCAGACAGGCCCUUCUGGUCACCCACCAGGAGCUGCAAAGCGAGGAGAGCAUGGCUGCCUUUGACGGGCGAGUGACGUGCGAGGAGCCCAACAGCCGCAUGCACACCUUCACGGGCACCCUGCGCUGGCGGGGCCACACGCACGCCCUGGAUGGCGACCGGAUCCUGCUGCGGGGCUGCCGCGUCCGCAACACCGCCCUCUGCUACGGCUUGGUGCUCUACGCAGGGUUUGAUUCCAAAAUCAUGAGGAACUCUGGGAAGAUCAAGAGGAAGAAAACCAAGCUGGACCACCUGAUGGACCGGCUGGUGAUCGCGAUCUUCCUGCUGCUGUUGGUGACGUCCCUGGGCCUCGCUGUGGCCUCUGGGUUCUGGGCCAGGACGUUCCAGGAGAAGCACAGCUACCUGGCUGCCCUCUACCAGCACACGAGCCCUGCCCAGCAGGCCUUCCUCAACUUCUGGGGCUUCACCAUCCUCCUGAGCAUCAUCAUCCCCAUGUCCAUGUACAUAACGUUUGAAUUCAUCUACCUGGUGAACAGCUGUUUCAUUAACUGGGAUCUGGAGAUGUAUUAUGGUGCCAAGGACAUCCCAGCCGAGGCCAGGAGCACCAGCCUCAGCGACCAGCUGGGCCAGAUCCAGUACAUCUUCUCAGACAAGACAGGCACCCUGACCCAGAACGUCAUGAGCUUCAAGAAAUGCUGUGUCAACGGGACCAUCUAUGGUCCAGGCACAGGCCAUGAGAACAAACAGCCACGGGGCUUGGGGCUGAGCCAGGAGCACCGCGGGGAGCAGAAGUCGGAUGUUUGCGAUGUGACGCUGCUGGAAGCCGCCCGGAGGGACAAGGACCCGGUGCUGAGGGAGUUCCUGAGGCUGCUGGCCCUCUGCCACACCGUCAUGGUGGAGGACAGGGGCGACCAGCUGGUGUACCAGGCAGCUUCUCCUGAUGAGGAAGCACUGGUGUGGGCAGCCAGGAACUUGGGCUACGUCUUCCUGGCCCGGACUCAGGACUCCAUCACCAUCAGGGAGCUGGGCAGGACCAGGACGUACGAGGUGCUGGCCAUGCUGGACUUCAACAGCGACCGCAAGAGGAUGUCUGUCCUGGUGCGAGACCCCCAGGGCACCAUCCGGCUCUACACCAAGGGUGCUGACACGGUCAUCCUGGAGAGGCUGCGCAGCCGAGGGCCCACGGAGACCCUCACCGAGAGGGCUCUGGAUCGCUUUGCAGAGGAGACGCUGAGGACGCUGUGCGUGGCCAGCAGGGAGGUGAGCGAGGCCGAGUUCCGCGCCUGGAGCCGGAGGCACCGCGAGGCCGCGGUGCUGCUGCAGGACCGUGCCCAGGAGCUGGACAGGCUCUACGAGGAGAUGGAGCAGAACCUGCAGCUGCUCGGGGCCACAGCCAUCGAGGACAAGCUGCAAGAUGGAGUCCCCGAGACCAUCCAGCUGCUGAAACUGGGCAACAUCAAAGUGUGGGUGCUGACAGGAGACAAACAAGAGACCGCGAUGAACAUCGGCUACGCCUGCAGGCUGCUGACAGACGACAUGGAGAUCCUGGAGGAGAAGGAGGUCAGUGAGAUCCUCCAGGCUUACUGGGAGAGCAACAACAACCUCAGUGGCCCUGGAGAUGCCCCGUGCAGCCGCCGCCUCUCCCAGCAGCGCCCAGAGACUCUGUGCCACAAGAGAGCUGUCAUCAUCAGUGGGGACUUCCUGGACAAAAUCCUGCACACAGGAGAGGUGCUGAAGGAGAAGAAGGGGUGGCCGUGGCGGUGGCUGUGCUGUGGCAGGGCCGAGGCCUCGCAGGACCAGGGAGGUCUGGUGGAGAAGGCCUUUGUGGACCUGGCCACCAGCUGCCAGGCCGUGAUCUGCUGCAGGGUGACCCCCAAGCAGAAAGCCCUGAUGGUGCAGCUGGUGAAGAAGCACAAGAAGGCCGUCACCUUGGCCAUUGGGGACGGGGCCAACGAUGUCAACAUGAUCAAAACCGCGGACAUCGGGGUGGGCAUCAGCGGGCUGGAGGGGCUGCAGGCCGUGCAGUGCAGUGACUACGCCCUGGCCCAGUUCUCCUUCCUGCAGCGCCUGCUCCUGGUGCACGGCCGCUGGAACUACCUGCGCAUCUGCAAGUUCCUCCGCUACUUCUUCUACAAGACCUUCGCUGGCCUCCUGGCCCAAGUGUGGUUCGCUUUCCACAGCGGAUUCACGGCCCAGCCUCUGUAUGAGGGCUGGUUCCUUGCACUCUACAAUAUUUUCUACACUGCCUACCCUGUGCUGUCCGUGGGCCUUUUGGAGCAGCAGGAUGUGAGUGCCAAGAAGAGCCUGGAGUUCCCUGAGCUCUACGUGGUCGGGCAGCAGGACGAGCUCUUCAAUUACCGUGUUUUUGGUGUCACCCUCCUGCACGGGGUGGGCACCUCCCUCAUCAGCUUCUACAUCACGCUCUGGGCCUUUGAGGACCACGUUGGCACCAAGGUCGUGGGGGACUAUGAGUCCUUCUCUGUCACAGUGGCCCUGUCAGCAUUGCUGUCGGUCCUCGUGGAGAUUGUCCUGGACACUCAGUACUGGACAGUGUUGUCCUUCCUGAUGGUCACAGCCAGCCUGCUCCUCUUCUGCCUCUUCUCCUUCCUGACCCAAACUGUUGAUGCCUACAGGAUAGCUCCUGCCAUCUUCCGCUUCCCAGAUGCCAGCUGGAACGCCCUGACCGACCCCUUUGUCCUGCUGGUGGUCCUGCUGUCCCUGGUGGUCAACACCCUCCCCUCGCUCACCGUCCACGCCAUCCGUGCCAUCCUGGGCAGGGCCACCACCCAGCAGGCUGGAGUUAAGUUUCCUGAUAACUUCCCCUGCGUGAGUCAUUGCAAAGAACAAGGAACAAACUCCAGAGCACACAGCACAGUUUGGAUAAAGUGCCUGACACAUAAGACUCUUUUUUAUUUUAUUUUUUUUCUUUUUUAACGUUUGUAAAUAGCUUAAACAAAUAUAGUUGCAAGACACAGAGGAGUAACAAUUGCAUUUCGCUGUAGAACAAAACUUAUCCCAUGAGAGUAACAAUGAAGCAGCAGCAAAAAAAAAUUAAAUUAAUUUAAUUAGAAGGAAAAAGUCAUUUAAAAACUCAGAGAUGUGGCCCUCAGACUGCAUGGGACGAGGACGAGCCUCACCUAUUGCUAUACAGAAAAAUGAGCAAUGUUUUCUGGAGGAGGCUGGGCUGGCAGAGCCGAGGCUGUGGGAUCUCCCUGGCCAGGCUGGAUUCUGUCUGACUCCUUUGUUUCCUUUAGAGAUCAAAGGGAAAACAUACAAAGAAACCAAACCAAACCAAACCCAAAUUUUGUUCUUUGCAUUUUUAAUUUCCUCUCUUUAAAAGCGCCAGACAAAGAUGUGGGAGGAAGUGGGUUCCUUGUGGCAGCUCCUGCAGGUCCAGCCCCACGGCUGGGUGUCCUCUGAGACAAGGGAAAGGAGCCAGCUCCGUGCUGGGGACACGCGGUGGUGACAGGGACAGGCAGACGGGGCAGUGACAACCCCGGGGUGAGGUACAGAGGAGCUCCAAGUCUUCCCCACCCAGACUGGAGAUGUUCAGCAAAAAGGGUGACUGGUGAAUUUUUGACAAAGCCAUUUCUCUCACUCUGUGCUGGUGUCCUGCCUGCCCAGCCGAUGGUACAGCAGGGAAAGCUUGGCUCUGAGUGGGGUAAGAAUGUUUAGAACCGACCCCAGGAGCCUCCUGCUUUCCUGGCAGGAUGAGCACGGCGCUGCCCCACGGCCAGCGGUGGGGUUUCAAAGUAUAAAAGCCAUCGUUGGAAAACUUCACUCCAGGGAGAACUGGAGUGGCUGGGGGCAUCAGAGGUCACGGAAUGACCCAAAUCCCUGAAAACUCCCACAGUUCAAGCAAGAGACACUGGCCAGGAUGAACCAGUAGGUUCCAGUGGGAGAUGCCAGGUCUCCUCCUCUUCCUCACUGCCCUGCAUCACCCUCAGAGGGGUUCCCAGGGCCCCGUUUUCACUCCUGCUCCCCACAGCAAAAAAAAUGCCCUUUAGGUGCAACCCUGGUCAAGAGAAUUGUCUUUAGGACAGAGCUUGGAUUGUCAUUACCUGCAGGGGAAAAAAAAUCUUUGGUAUCGUGGCAAGUUGCUCCUGAAGGCAUUUUGGUUGUUGUGGGCAGCAGGCACGGCCAGGUCUAGGGUGGGGUCAGCUGAGCCAGAGUCCUGGUGGGCCAAAGGACAGGGAAGAGGGCUCAGAUCUUGGCUUCUCCAGGGUCUCCCGAGCCAUCACUCCCAGGAUGGAAUCCAGCUGGUCUCUGUAAGCUCCAAGGACUUGUGACUGGGGUUGUGUCCAAACCUGGUCGAUCUUCUUGCAGUUGUAAUUGCAGUCUUGGCCAUCAAGCUUCUCAUGGUGAAAACGGUCUUGGAGGAGGAAAUGGGGCGUGGUGGGGAUGCUGGGCUCUCCAGAGGACAGGAGGCUGGUCAGCAGAUGAGUGGGGCUGCGGGAACCAACAUCAUCUCCUCCUCAAGCCAGGUCCUUGGUCUGUGGGUCUUCCACCACCACCUGGUGCUGAGCAUCUCGGUGCUGGCAGCAGACAAAGGCUGCAGACUGAAAAACCUUCCUUGGCUUUUGGGGGCCACUUUGGCGGGGCCUGAAGGAGCUGAGAUCUUUUUCCUCAUGGUGAGCUGAGCUUUGGGUCCACCUUGAGUGGUGAAGAGGCUGGGAAGAGCUGAGGAAGCAGCAGUUUCAGGGAAAUGCUCUGGGAAUGGCACCACUGCCUCCUCCAGGUCCCUGUCACCCUCCUGGCCUCCAAAGACGUGGCUUCUCAAUGCUGCUCUGCUCCUGUCUGCAAGAGGAGGAGGAGCAGGAGGAGGAAGGAGCUGCUCAGGGGUGGACUCUGGGAAUUUCAGUGAGCUCCAAAGCCCUUCCAAAGUGCCCUGAGGCCAUCUGGUGGGUUGGGAUCCUCCAGGGGCUCUUCCACUGCCUGGACUCUUCUUCUUCCACCAGGGCAGUGUCUUUGCACAGAGUGAGAGCCAGGCUGGUGGCACAGGAAAGCCUGGCAGGGACAGAGUGCUGGCUGUGCCUCUGACCCAAACCACAUUCCUGAGGACAAAGGCCCCAGAAAUGGGUCUCCCCAGCCCAUGCCUGCUCCAGCUGGGCCUUGAUGCAGCAGCAUCUUCAGCACCUCUUUCUGUGCAGGGCAAGGGCAGAGGCAGGGCUGUGAGGCCAUCCCAAGGAUGGGGAUUUAGGAGCAUCACCUGGAGAGGUCUCACCCUGAGGGGGGUUUUGGGGUGCCCAGGGCAGUUUCCCUUGUCUCAGAGGACACGAGGAGCCCCAUGGCUUUGCCAGCUCAGGUGGUGGCAGCUGAUUGUCUCUCCUCCUCUUGGCUGCACUUGGGAUUUGACCCACAGAGCUGGAAAAGCAAAAAAAAAAAAAACCCCAAACCAACAAUUCCCCCCAAACAAACAGAAAACAAAGCAGAGUGAGGAACCAGACCUCAGGGAGAGGCAGGAGGGAGGGGUGGGCACGGCGGGGUCCCGUGUCCCAGAUUCCCUUACCCUGUUUGCUGGGCAUGGGGCCAGGCUGCGCCCCCCGCCCUGCCCGGGGGUCCCCGAGCAGCCCCCGCCUGCCCCCACGGCUGCCAAGGGAUUUUCAGGGCGAGGAAAGGAACAAAAGAGGCGAAGGAAGAAACCGAGGGGGUAAAUGAUGACUUUCCCGUGGGUGUGAGUUGGAACAGAACCAUGAUCCAUGCAGAGAAAUCUUCAUCAACCAAAAACUCGUGGACAAAAAAAGCACAGUUUGUCCCCUCCCGCUCCCACCCGACCACCCUUCCCCCAAUAAUUAUUACAUUACUUCAAGAA
Motacilla alba alba is the source of this 6279-nucleotide messenger RNA. RefSeq names its product ATPase phospholipid transporting 8B3 (gene ATP8B3). Gene Ontology annotation, cellular component: plasma membrane. Bases 108 to 3401 code for a protein of 1097 amino acids. The record is from RefSeq and is a predicted model, not a curated record. Gene Ontology annotation, biological process: phospholipid translocation; Golgi organization. Gene Ontology annotation, molecular function: ATP hydrolysis activity; ATPase-coupled intramembrane lipid carrier activity; ATP binding. The transcript has 25 exons. NCBI's taxonomy places the organism in Eukaryota, Metazoa, Chordata, Aves, Passeriformes, Motacillidae.